AAAAGUAUUUUCUUAAUUACAAAAAAGGGAUAUAAUAACACAUUAGCGUAAAAUAGCAUACAUUUCAAUUUCUAACUAAUACUAUCUUUACCUUUACCUUUGCGUUUCCAUUCUUCCUUCUCCCUUUUCUGGCUCUCUUUGAACUCCUUGAGUUCUCUAGCUUGCUUCCUUUUGAGAUCCUCUUCGCUGCCAUCUCGGUUGCUGUUGUCUAAAGAAGAGGAGGAAGAGGAAGGAGAAGAGCUCUCUCUCUGCUUCUGUUUCUGCUUAUUUUUAUGAUGUUUGACGCCAGCGCCUACGGCAACGGCCGGUAAAGAGAGUACACCACCGAUGGCGGCUGUUGUAAGUCCGAGAGUGGUGCCCACGGUAGCGCUAGUCAAACUGAGCGCACUACCGAUCAAACCAGCUUCUUGAGGUGUUCGCAGACGAGAUACAAAGUUGUCUUUCACGGAAUUUCCUAGAGCACUCCUAAAACCCACGUCCCCUGUGCUGCUCUGACUGUUGUUCGGCUGCGAAGUGGAUGGACCAGCGUAUUGCUCGUAUUCCGGUGGCGGUGUCUGACUUCUUUCGGGGAUGCUCUCGACCUCCUUCUUCUCCAUAGUGGGUGUAGUAAAGCAAUGAAAGCUGUGUAGAUUGAUAAGCGGCAAAAUGUCUCAUUUUAUUGGCUAUCUAAAUACGAAGCUGAGGGAGAGAGUGGCGAGCGACGCAUUAAAUAGUCUAGAAACUUAUCGUUACUAUACGCUCUCUUAUAAUUUAGAAUAAAAAAAAUAAAAAUUGCCCUCUGAUAUAAGCAUUCGUGAUCGAUCCUUGAUUUCCUACGAUCAUCGGUGAAUUCUUGAGUAGGACAGAAAAAAAUGCCAGGUUCACUCAACCCACCAAUCAGUUCAGAAGGUCCAUCAGCUAUUGCCCAACCGAUUAGUCAACAACGCGACAAGUUCGAAAAGAUGCCAUCAAUCGUCGAUUCAGGUAUCGGUACACCAGUUUCAUCUGAGCAGUCACUUUCUCCUCAGAAUUCAAACAAAGCUGGUCAAUCCAUCUUAAAAUCAGCUUUAAACGCAGUAGAAUACAACGUUUCAGCCAACAGCAACAGUAUCUUCCUCUACGAUUCAGCUAGAUACGACGGUUUCGGUCAGGACCUCUCGGACGAUAGAGUGCAAUUAAUGCAGGAUAGACCAGGCUCAGGUGCAGCAGUGUCCGGUUACUCAAGAGCCAGCCAGGUUGCCACCAUCUCAGUCUUGAUCAACAGUCAAUCUUUGAAAAACUUCAUUCCAACUCUCAAGACAUACAAAGAAAAGUCAAAGUUGGUCUUGCAAGUGAACACUUAUGAAAGAGACUCUGAGCUUAACCUCAAGAGUGGCUUCACUUCAAUCCUUGAUGCUGCUAAUCAACUUGAGAACUACACAAUUUUGUUAUCAGCUACAGCUCAAGACAUUGUCAACAACUCUCAACUCGCUUACGAGAUUCCUGGAAAUGUCAUUCAUGCUUUCGAUGGUAUUUAUGCAGCCAGAGAGAAAUCAGCGCUUGAUCAAGUCAAACCACCAAGCACUGCUGUUACUUUCCACAGCGCAUCACCAGUCACAAAGGCAUUGGUUGUUCCAGCUUCUGACAUUUCAAACGCCUUACUCAGUAGUUUAGACAGCUCAUACGGUUUGGUCGUCAUUCACAAGCUUCGUCCACUCAGUAUGAAAGCUCUUAGCGACAGUAUCCCAUCGUCAAUUGAGAAUCUUUUGGUUUACAAUGAAGAGAAAGCUCAAGGCGUUUUACUUAACGAUGUCGUCUCUGCUGUUUUCAAUGCUCAACGUAAGAUCAAGGUUAAUGCAUUCAGUGAUAUCACUCCGUUUUUGAGUUCACAAGAAGCUACAUCAAAGUCUUGCGUAUUUGUUGAACAGCCUGAUCAAGUUAGUGCUGAUUUGGUUGGCUCAUUAUUCUCUCAAAACAAGCAACUCUCAACUAAAAUUCAAACAGCUUAUGAUCAUUUCAUUGGCCAAACUGGAUUAGCUUUGUCACACAUUAAAAUUGGCAAAGAAGUACAGGAGUCUGCUUUAACUUUACCAACGGAGUCUUCAGUUGACUUCCUCAACGUUAAUAUUUCUUCAUUGAAGGCAACAAACGUUUUCGAAUAUGUUAAGAAAGGUGGUAUCGUCUUGCUCGAUGGUCCACUUCAAUCACCUGAGGAAGUGCCAGCUAAAUUGCCGUAUGCUGACAAGAAGACAAUCAUUGAGAAGGGUAUCAGAGUUUGGGCUGUUGAUUCAGCCGCAAUUUCAGAAGAGCACCAAUCAGUUGCAACUUUGAUAGCAUUCUUAUUGUUAUUCACAUCCUCUGUACCAAGAUUACCAGAAUCUAUCAAGAGUCUCGUUAGAGCCUUCCUUCCAGACGUUACUAAUCUUGAUUCAAUCAUCGAAAACACCGAGGAAUCACUUUAUGAAGCCAUUGUCGAUGAAUCAUCAUGGUUAGCUCUUCAACCAGGCAAAGAAAUCAAGCCAGACAACAGAUUAGUCGGUAUCAGCUUCAACGGACUUUCUCAGACUGCCGUCGGCACGAAAGAGGAACAACUUAAUGACAAGGUUAAAGCAAUCAAGGGUAGCUGGGUUGAACCAGCCUGGCAAUUACUCUUCAAUGAGUCUUUCACUACUGGUGAAGACGUUUAUGAGAGACCGUUGGCAACUCUCAAGCCGUCCCUUCCAGAAGACACCUACUUAGUUACAGUCAAAGAAACACGCAGAUUAACUCCAGAUGACUACGACAGAAAUGUCUUCCACAUCUCAUUUGACACCAAUGGCACCGAUUUGAAGUACGAAAUUGGUGAAGCUUUAGGUGUAUACGGACACAACGACAUCAAUGAAGUCAAGGACUUCCUUAGUUGGUAUGGCUUACCAGAGAAUGGUGUUAUCAACGUCCAACAUGACAAUGGAAAGGUUGAAACAAGAUCCGUCUUACAAGUUUUCCAACAAGAUAUAGACAUUUUCGGUAAACCACCAAAAUCAUUCCUUGCUUCACUUGAAGAGUACGCUACUAGCAGAGAGGAGCAACGCGCAUUGAGGUUCAUUAGCUCAGCAGAAGGAUCAUCUACAUUCAAGAAGUUGUCUGAAAUUGAUACACUUACAUAUGCAGAUGUUCUCAGAAAGUUCCCAACUGCUAAGCCACCAGUAGAAGAACUCAUCCACCUCAUCGGUGAAAUUCAUCCAAGGCAUUACUCUAUUGCUUCAGCGAACGCCGUCGUUGGUAACCAAGUAGACCUUCUCAUCGUUACUGUUGAAUGGGCAACACCAUCAGGAUCACCACGUUACGGUCAAUGUACUCGUUAUCUCGCAGGUUUGGAAGUUGGAACAAAGGUUGCAGUAUCUAUCAAACCAUCAGUUAUGAAACUUCCAGAAAGAGAUGAUGCACCAAUUAUUAUGGCUGGUUUGGGUACUGGUGCUGCACCAUUCAGAGCCUUCAUUCAAUACCGUGCAUGGCAACGCGAGCAAGGUAUUGAUGUUGGUCCACUCGUUUACUACUUUGGUAGCAGAUACAGAUCAGCUGAGUAUCUUUACGGAGAAGAACUCGAAGCCUACCUUUCCGCUGGUGUACUUACCCACAUGGGUCUUGCAUUCUCACGUGAUGGUAAAGGAAAGGUGUACAUCCAACACAAGAUGAUGGAAGAUAAGAAGAUUCUUCACAAGAUGCUUUCAAGGAAAUCGGAAGGUGGUGAUGAAGGUUCAUUCUUCCUUUGUGGUCCAACAUGGCCAGUUCCAGAUGUCUAUGAAGCCCUUUGUGGAAGUUACAUUGAGGCUGGUGGAAAGACACGCGAGGAUGCAGAGAACUCCAUUGAAGAUAUGAAGGAAGAUGAGAGAUACGUUCUCGAAGUCUACUAGGUUUUAUUAUUUGGUUUUAGAGAAUAUACAUGCUUUUUAUGUUAACAAUUUACCCAAUCCGAUUGAGAGUAAUGAUGCGAGAACGAUUCCAACGCCAUCACUUAGACUUACCAAUCCAAUAGCGUAUUCGCGAGUGUGUGCAGCUGCAUUUUUAUAUUCCGUGCUGGUAUGGUGGAAGACAUUGACGUAGCUUAAACCUCCCAUGAGUCCUUCGACUAGGAUAAUUGUACAUACUACAUAGUAUCCGAUCUGCUUAACUACUGAUUCAAUAAGCAGAAGUAGAAAAAUACAACCUUGUAUCACGCUUGGUAGGGCUAAUUGUUUUCGAGAAAGGUGACCAACGUUGAAUAAAUGAGAAGAGCGACUGAGGAACACGCCAAUUUGGUAUAAAAGUUGAUAAACGGGGUAGGUAUCACGAUUUGUUCUGUUAUCGUAGCUGAGUGCUGGUGCAACACCCUGGUUGAUGGAAUAUUCAAAGAGAUAAACGGUAAACAAAGGCAACAUAUAAGGGCGUAGGAGAUCCUUUCCUACCUCCUUCUUCUCUUCUAUUGAUAAACGAUUGAAGGUGCCAUCCUCGGUAUCGUCAUUCGAUGGUGCUUGGGGAAGCAUAAAGAAGUAAGUAAUUAGCUGUAAAGUUGGGAAAGUUGCGCUAAGUAGCAAACCCUCGACUACACCCAUCUUACGUAGUAUGAGCCAAGCACUGCUACCGAUAACUCCAGCGAGACCAGUACCUGAGGCGUAAUAAGCUAGUGCCCGAUAUUGAGCAGCUAAUUGUAGGAAUGUCAUAUCACCUACACCUGAACUUGCUGUACUUGUCAGAGCGAUACCGAUCAAUUUAAGUGGUACAGUAGACGAUAAUGCUACUAUGAGCAUACCAAUUGAUGUAGUUAUUGAAAUAAAUAAAACACGCUUUCCAAAUUUUGCUUUCGUGCUAUUCAAAUAUGGCACUAAAAUCUUGACGAUCAAGCUCGGUAGAAUGUUUGCGAGAGCGGUCAAACCCGGAGUUGUAUUCAUAUCUAACGCAGCUGACAAUAUUAUGACAUAGACUAAAUUGUUUAUCAAACCAAAUAUGGC
Messenger RNA from Wallemia mellicola CBS 633.66, 4925 nucleotides. RefSeq lists its product as hypothetical. The transcript has 3 exons. Gene Ontology annotation, cellular component: cytosol. Bases 852 to 3851 code for a protein of 999 amino acids. The record is from RefSeq and is a predicted model, not a curated record. Gene Ontology annotation, molecular function: flavin adenine dinucleotide binding; FMN binding; sulfite reductase (NADPH) activity. Lineage: Eukaryota; Fungi; Basidiomycota; Wallemiomycetes; Wallemiales; Wallemiaceae.